ACACCCCAUUCUGAGUGUCUCUCUGGUUUUGUUUGCUAUUUUUAUGGUGGAAUAAUAAUGAACUUACUACAGAAUUUACUUUAUCAUAAGUUUGACUUGCUAUAUUGUAGCCAAAGUUAUAAGAAUUAAAAAAAAUAGAUUCUUUGAAGUAGAUACAAGGGAAGCACUAAAAUUUAGAGAAUUUCUUCUGGCUACUAACAGAAUUCAAGGUUGGAAAACUUUCACAGGUAUUUUUGUUGUCUCUUUGGAAAUUCAGUCUUUAGUUUAUGAUAUAGAAGUAUUUUGAAAGAGAAAGAAAAGGAAUGUUCACAAAGUCCUGAAUAUUUUGCUAAUUCAUGGGGGUUUUUUCUCUGUAGGAGAAAUGUAUGCAGGAGGAAGAGUAAUAUUGUCUUACUAAUCAGAGGUGCAAUUCGCAAAACAAAACUGCUCUUUGGAACAUCUGGGAAAUGAAAGACACUUUGUAUACUACAAAGUAUACAAAUUAACAUUUCUUUGGUUUCAAGUAUUUAGUGUCAGCCUCUCAUGCCCUUCACCUAUGGUAUUUAAACAUCUCCAUUAUAUUUUUAGACUCAUAAACCAAUGUAUAUAAGAUGCAUGUGUGUAUUUAUACACAACUUCUUACAAACAUUCAUCUUACAGCCUUGUAUACUGCUGCUUUCAGCAGAUUGGAAUGGAUGCAUUAGCCACAGGUAAACACCUUUCUCAGCAACAACCUCGCCUUCCCUUCUUUUUAAGUGGCAAAAUGUGGCUUUUAUAGUUGAUUACUUGCAGGUCUGCUGGAAAUAAGCAAAUUGUUGCUCUGUUAGAACUUUCAGCCUUGUCUCCAAUUCCCCUGUUUCACAGCUUCCUAAAAAAAACUUGGCACAAGUUUCUAAAUAAUGUCACUGCGUUUUAUUGUCUGCACAAACCCAUCUUGCAGCUUGUUCAGAUAAAACUGGAGUAGUUCUGUUCUCUGUGUAGGGUCAUAAGGUUAUUCAAGAAGUGGUUGCUCCUUGAACUUUUUUUUUCUAUUAAGUAACAGUAGGCCAAGAAAAUGGAAAUUUCUACAAAACUGGGUAGAUAUGGGUUUUCUCAUUUAAUAGGAAGUCUAGUACUCCUGCAGAUGACACUAGAGUAAUUGUAGGGGGUCAUAUUGAAAGUCAGUGUAACCCAGUAUUGUAUCUCCAGCAGAAGCCCAAAGUGGACGCUUGGGGAGGAACAUAAGAAUGAGGCAUGUAAUGAUUUUUCCUUUGUGUAGCAUGGAUUUGGAGGCUCAAAAAGCACUCAAACUUUUUGGAAAACAAUUGUACUUUAUAGGUACUUUGAGACCAGAGUCCAUUCUCUACCAGCCCAAAUAACAGAACAUAUUUGGUAAAUGCCAAAGAUAUUUUCUCAGGAAAACAAGUUCAUUAUUUUUUUAUUAUUUUCUUUAGGAGUUGUUAAGGAAUGCCAUCUAUUUGCAUUUUUCUUUUUAAAUAGUUAAUAUUCUAAAUUGGGAAGAGUAACAUCAGUAGUUUAAAGAGAACCGCCAUUUGUUCGAUGAAUUUCCCAGAUCCUUAACAUGAAGAGGAAGGUGGGUCAAGAUGGGUCGUGUCAGGAAACAGACAAAAUAAGCUGCUUUCUAUUUCAGGAAGUUCUGGAAGAGAUGCGAGAGCUGCGGGAAACAUCUAACUGAUACUCUGAAGAAACAGCAGACUUUUGUUGGCUUCCUCAGUUGUGCUUAAUUUGCACCACUGGCAAAAACUCUGAUUCUGUUUUAAAUGAUUCUCUGAGCCUGUCUUCUAUUAAUGCAGUUAUUGUCUCUGUCUACUGUUAGCCAAAUUUGAGGGUAGUCUUUGAAGCAUGAGGAAAGUGAUGUGCUGGAGGAGGUGUCUGAACUUCUCAUCCUUUAUGGAAAGAAUAUAUUGUGUUACAAGUGUCAUUAGCUCUUUCAAGAGAUCUGUCUGGGAUAAUACUUUUGUCUUGAUCUGCUUUAUGAAUUAGAAAAGGUACUUGGUUAAGAAUUGUACUUUCAGUUUUCUCUUUCUGGAAGCAAAGGCAAGAGAAAACUAUUCAUGAUUCUCAUUCUGGACUCAAAUUCACACCUAACUUGUCCUCUCAUCAAUCUGCAAAAAUCACAGGCUUGAAAUAAAAGAUGCUUGGUAUAAAUAAAGCUUAUAACACAUAUAAAAAUAGGAGAAAAGAGUUCAAUCUAGUUUAAGUAAUGAUAAAAUAAGUGUCUGCAGAGGUUUAACAAGGCAGUCAUACACAAGCAGAGAUCAUCAAUUCUUGGCAAAAAUAUUCAGAGGAUCAGUCUUAACUUCAAGACACUUCCUAGACACAGAUAACCUCCAGAACAUGUCCAGAUUUGGCAAUUUUACUGAAGUACUCAGAUAACGUAAUACAUCUUUAAACAUUUCCUUUUGUCUAUCUGUGAUAUAAAGCAGCUCCCACCCACUUGACGUUAUAGACUAAGUGAUUCAGAUCUAUUGGCUCUUGGUUGUGGAAAAAUCUGCCUGGAGGUCAGUCGUGGUUCAUGCCACAAGCAGCCAUCCUUUUUUUGCUCUGCUUAACUUCAGCUGGCAUUUUUAAAUGGGCACAUGUAUCCUUACUUUCAGCUGUGUUUGAUUAAAGGUCUGCAUGGAGUGUUAUGCCAAGUGUAAGGACCUCUGUGUGGAGCCUGUCUGUGAAAGUUAACUGGCCCCUGCUGUGUCCGAGCACAAAGUAAAGGAGGUGACUGCGAUUCAAAGGCCAGAACUGAGAGAGAGCCUAGAGGAGGCCAUUGCUGCCACUCUGGUGGUAUCGCUGUAUGAGCACCUCAGCAAAUUGAUCCGGCCCAGAAACUGCUUUAGUAGUCUCGGAGAAGUUCUGCUGUGUCCCUGAAUGUCUUCUCUGAAACUGGAGGAGGCUUCUACCUGCCCCCCAUUUCCUGUACACAGCAAUCAGACUUUAGUAAUUGGGACUUUUUUGAUUUACAAACCCACAUGAGACUUUUUGGAUUCUUUAUGCAUGAAGCAAAAUGUAUCUGGGGAUGAAUAAUGUUCCUUCUUUUUUUCUUUUCACUGAAUAGUUUGGGGGCUGGGGGUUUUGAUUCCUUAGGUAUUUUGAGAGAAAUGCAUUUUUCCUUUUGACAACUCUCAGAAAUAUGCUCCUUUAAGAACCUCCUACAUGAUCACGUGGAGAGCCCCAACAGAAUGACCAGCAGUCACACAGACUGUCAUUACUGCCUGCAGUCUCUUCGUGGAAGGAAAUAUGCACUGAGAGAUGAAAACGCUUAUUGUGUUGCAUGUUAUGACAGCCUGUAUGCCAACCCCUGUGAAGAGUGCAAGCAACCUAUUGAGUGUAAUUCCAAGGAUCUGGCCUACAAAGGCCGCCACUGGCAUGAGAGGUGCUUCAAGUGUGCCAAGUGCAGUCGCUCGCUGGUGGAGAAACCGUUUGCUGCCAAGGACGAGGUCUUGCUGUGUACAGAAUGCUACUCUGAUGAGUAUUCGUCUAAGUGUUUCCACUGCCAGAAGACUAUUAUGCCUGGUUCCCGUAAAAUGGAAUUUAAGGGGAGUUCCUGGCAUGAAUCCUGUUUCGUUUGCCGGUAUUGUCAGCAACCAUUGGGAACAAAACCAUUAAUCACCAAAGACAAUGAGAAUUACUGUGUACCCUGCUUUGAGAAGCAAUUUGCUCACCAUUGUUACUCUUGCAAAAAGGUAAUAACUUCUGGAGGCGUGACCUGCCAUGACCAGCCUUGGCAUAAAGAAUGUUUUGUUUGUGCUGGGUGUAAAACCCAGCUGUAUGGACAAAGGUUUAUUUCCAAAGAUGAGUACCCAUACUGUGUAGACUGUUUCAGCAGAUUGUAUGCUAAGAAGUGUGCUGCUUGCAAGAAACCUGUUACAGCUCUCGGAAGUGCCAAAUAUAUCUCGUUUGAAGAGCGUCAGUGGCAUGGGGAAUGCUUUAACUGUGCAAAAUGCUCUGUCUCACUGGUGAGCAGGGAAUUCCUCACUCGGCAGGAUGACAUCCUUUGCCAUGAAUGUGCCUCUGCUUCGUAGUUCUGUGGAAAGCUGUACAGCUGCAUUAUUCUCACUCUGUAACAACACAGUUCAUUACUCUACUGUAAGAAAACCACAUAAAAGUUGUAACAGUUAUUUAGUCAUUCAAGUAACUUUCCCUCAGCAGUUUAAUUCUAUCAUAUCCAUAACUGCUUAUAAAAAAAUUUAAACAGCCCCAUAUUGGUUAAGAAAAUUAUGCAGAAAAGAUUCACAUAUAUUUUAAAUCUAACUAGAGUAUGUUUUCCUUGUAACACACUGCACUCUGCUGUUAGAAGCUUAAAAAUUUACCUUUCAUCUCCCAUGAAACCAAGGAGGAUUGUGAAAAGUCUGUAUGGUAUAUGAAUAUUGAUGAGGCAUUAACAUUGUUUUAUGGAUGCAGACCUGGGCGUGGAGAACUAGGCAUGUACAUUUUUCUAUUGGAUCAUAAAAUCGAUGAGAACAACUCAUAAAUAUUAUAUUCGUCCACACUUUAGGCCAAGAAGAUGCUGACAAAGCAGGCAGAAACUGUGAGGAGGAGGUGCUUCCCCACAGAGGGCCACUGAGUCAGAGAUGCUCCUUCCAGGGCUAGAUAAAGGGGAAAAAAGGUCACUUUCCUCCUCUUACUGGGAUUGUGAUUGCUCCUCAAAAACAUAGUCUUCAGGCAUCCAAAACACGACAACACAGGUCCUUUCCCAAAAUUGGGUAACUGUGCUUAAUUUUUCAGACAUAGUUGCUCUAGAACAUAAAUAAACUCGUAUUUUGA
Messenger RNA from Chiroxiphia lanceolata (lance-tailed manakin), 4737 nucleotides. It is a transcript of the gene FHL5, whose product is annotated as four and a half LIM domains 5. NCBI's taxonomy places the organism in Eukaryota, Metazoa, Chordata, Aves, Passeriformes, Pipridae. Gene Ontology annotation, molecular function: transcription coactivator activity. The record is from RefSeq and is a predicted model, not a curated record. Gene Ontology annotation, cellular component: Z disc; nucleus. Gene Ontology annotation, biological process: positive regulation of transcription by RNA polymerase II. The transcript has 6 exons. The coding region runs from base 3153 to 3995 and encodes 280 amino acids.